Molecule: messenger RNA, 791 nt
Organism: Oppiella nova
Lineage: Eukaryota; Metazoa; Arthropoda; Arachnida; Sarcoptiformes; Oppiidae
Source: the annotation of a GenBank genome assembly
CCGCUUUUCACAUGAUUUGCAAAAUUUGUUUUUGAAAUAAGUUUUGAAAAAUUAAAUUCAUAUUCAUUUGUUUGUCAAACAACUGAAGACACCGGAGGAAUGUCCAAAGCCGGCGACUCGACGGACAGAACACCACUUCAUUGGGCCUCAAGUGAUGGCAAACGAGAACUGGUCUUCAAACUGAUCCAAGAAGGCGCUGACAUCGAGGCCACCGAUGAGAUGGGUUGGACACCACUCAUGAUCGCCGUCUCCGCCGGACACCAACCGGUCGUCGAGUUGUUGGCGGAGAAGAAGGCGGACGUGAAUGCCGUCAACAGUACGGGUCAGUCGGCGCUCCAUUACGCGGCCUCUAAGGACAGGCUGGCCAUCGCUAAGUACCUGAUCGACAGCGGCUGUCACAUCAAUCUUCGCGAUAAACUGAAUCAGACACCACUUCACAGGUCCGCCUCAAAGGGUAACCAAAAGAUUGUUGAACUGCUGUUAAGUCGACCGGACAUCCAAUUGAAUCCGCAGGACGUGGUCGGCAACACUCCUCUGCAUUUGACGUGCGAAGAGGAGCGCACAGAAGUGGCCAAAAUGCUGAUCAAAGCCGGCGCCCGCACUGACAUCCAGAAUAAGGACAAAAAGUUUGCUUUCGAUCUCUGUUUCAACGAAUCGGUGAAGCGUUUGCUAAAUAAUUACAGCAAAGAAUGUCAACAAACUUAGCGAACAUUAGUUCCAAACAAUUAAUUUCUAAACUAUUUUUGAAUAUUAAUGGACUGCGAAAAAGUAUAAUCAGUGAUUAUUAAUCA